Hibiscus syriacus is the source of this 3854-nucleotide messenger RNA. Its product is annotated as ABC transporter C family member 5. Gene Ontology annotation, cellular component: plant-type vacuole; vacuolar membrane. The coding region runs from base 294 to 3854 and encodes 1186 amino acids. The transcript has 11 exons. The record is from RefSeq and is a predicted model, not a curated record. Gene Ontology annotation, biological process: transmembrane transport. Gene Ontology annotation, molecular function: ATP hydrolysis activity; ABC-type transporter activity; ATP binding. NCBI's taxonomy places the organism in Eukaryota, Viridiplantae, Streptophyta, Magnoliopsida, Malvales, Malvaceae.
CCUUAUAGUGAUGCUGGGCUUUUUAGCUUGGCCACACUUUCUUGGCUAAAUCCACUUCUUUCACUCGGUGCUAAACGGCCGCUUGAGCUUAAGGACAUUCCUCUUCUUGCACCAAAAGAUCGAGCCAAGAGCAAUUACAAGGUUUUGAAUUUUAAUUGGGAAAAAUUGAAGGCUGAAAGCCAGUCAGAGCAACCUUCUUUGGCUUGGGCACUUUGGAAGUCAUUCUGGAAGAAGCAGCUUGUAAUGGUGUAUUUGCUCUGUUGAACACUCUUGUUUCCUAUGUGGGCCCAUACAUGAUUAGUUACUUUGUUGAUUAUUUGGGAGGGCGGGAGACUUUCCCUCAUGAAGGUUAUGUUCUUGCUGGAAUCUUUUUUGCGUCAAAGCUCGUAGAGACAUUGACAACCCGACAGUGGUAUCUCGGGGUGGACAUUUUGGGUAUGCAUGUGAGAUCAGCUCUAACAGCGAUGGUAUACCGCAAGGGGCUGAAGCUUUCAAGCUUAGCUAAACAAAGUCAUACCAGUGGAGAAAUUGUUAAUUACAUGGCAGUUGAUGUUCAAAGAGUGGGAGACUAUUCUUGGUAUCUGCAUGACAUUUGGAUGCUUCCACUGCAAAUAAUUCUUGCUCUAGCGAUCCUAUAUAAAAAUGUUGGAAUUGCUUCCAUUGCCACAUUGAUUGCAACCAUUAUAUCCAUCGUUGCUACUGUUCCUCUAGCAAAGGUCCAAGAAGAUUAUCAAGACAAGUUAAUGGCUGCCAAAGAUGAAAGAAUGAGGAAGACUUCUGAGUGUCUAAGGAACAUGAGGAUUCUGAAACUACAAGCUUGGGAGGAUAGGUAUCGAGUUGGAUUGGAGGAGAUGAGAGGAGUGGAAUUCAUGUGGCUACGGAAAGCCCUCUAUUCUCAGGCCUUUGUUACAUUCAUUUUUUGGAGCUCCCCUAUAUUUGUUGCAGCUGUUACAUUUGCAACAUCAAUAUUGUUGGGAGGUCAACUCACAGCAGGCAGUGUUCUUUCUGCACUGGCCACUUUCAGAAUCCUUCAGGAACCACUCAGGAAUUUUCCAGACCUGGUGUCUAUGAUGGCGCAGACAAAGGUUUCUAUUGAUCGAAUUUCUGGGUUUCUGCAGGAGGAAGAACUGCAGGAAGAUGCCACCAUUGUUCUGCCCCGAGGCAUGUCAAAGGUGGCCAUAGAGAUUAAGGAUGGUGAAUUUGAUUGGGACCCCUCUUCUGCAAGGCCCACCUUAUCUGGAAUACAAAUGAAAGUAGAAAAUGGAAUGCGUGUGGCAGUUUGUGGCACAGUUGGAUCUGGGAAAUCAAGCUUUCUCUCUUGCAUCCUAGGGGAGAUACCUAAGAUAUCUGGGGAAGUUCAAGUGUGCGGUACAGCUGCCUAUGUCUCUCAGUCGGCUUGGAUACAAUCUGGAAAUAUUGAAGAGAACGUUCUUUUUGGUAGUCCAAUGGAUAAAGCAAAAUACAAGAGUGUUAUUAAUGCUUGUUCCUUGAAGAAGGAUUUUGAACUCUUUUCUCAUGGAGAUCAGACCAUAAUUGGAGAUAGGGGUAUAAAUCUGAGUGGCGGACAGAAACAACGCAUUCAGCUUGCAAGGGCUCUUUAUCAAGAUGCUGAUAUUUAUUUACUUGAUGACCCCUUCAGUGCUGUUGAUGCACACACUAGCUCAGAACUGUUCAAGGAAUACAUAAUGACAGCUCUGGCAAGUAAGACUGUUGUUUUUGUGACCCAUCAAGUUGAAUUUCUACCUACAGCAGAUUUGAUACUGGUUCUUAAGGAAGGUCAUAUCAUACAGGCAGGAAAAUAUGAUGAACUUCUACAGGCAGGGACUGAUUUUGAAACUCUUGUUUCCGCUCACCAUGAAGCAAUUGAAGCCAUGGAUAUUCCAACUCACUUUUCAGAAGACUCGGAUGAAAAUUUGCAGCUUGAUGGGAAAAAAGUAUUAACAAAGAAAAGUGAUUUGGCUGGAAAUAAUAUUGACAAUUUGGCAAAGAAAGUACAAGAUGGUGCAUCAGCUUCAGACACGAAAGCAAUUAAAGAGAAAAAGAAAGCAAAACGGAGAAAAAAUCAGCUUGUUCAAGAAGAGGAAAGGGUAAAAGGAAGAGUCAGCAUGAAGGUGUACUUGUCAUAUAUGGCGGCUGCAUAUAAAGGCCUUUUGGUACCACUUAUUGUUCUUGCACAAACAUUAUUCCAGUUCCUUCAAAUUGCUAGUAAUUGGUGGAUGGCAUGGGCAAACCCCCAGACCGAUGGAGAUCAAGCUAAAGUCAGUCCUAUGGUCCUCCUUGUUGUUUAUAUGGCCCUCGCUUUUGGGAGUUCUUGGUUUAUAUUUACUAGGGCUGUUCUGGUAGCCACAUUUGGUCUAGCAGCUGCACAAAAAUUGUUUAUCAAUAUGCUUAGAAGUGUGUUUCGAGCCCCAAUGUCUUUUUUCGAUUCAACUCCAGCUGGGCGGAUCUUAAAUCGUGUGUCUAUUGAUCAAAGUGUUGUGGAUCUUGAUAUUCCUUUUAGACUCGGUGGGUUUGCUUCAACAACAAUACAGCUUGUUGGAAUUAUUGGUGUGAUGACUAAAGUUACUUGGCAAGUUCUGCUGUUUGUUAUUCCAAUGGCUGUUGCUUGCUUGUGGAUGCAGAAAUACUACAUGGCUUCAUCGAGAGAACUGGUCCGCAUUGUUAGCAUCCAGAAAUCUCCAGUUAUUAAUCUGUUUGGUGAAUCAAUUGCUGGAGCGGCCAUGAUUAGAGGUUUUGGGCAAGAGAAAAGGUUCAUGAAGAGGAACCUUUAUCUUCUUGAUUGUUUCGCCCGCCCAUUCUUUUGCAGUCUUGCUGCUAUUGAGUGGCUCUGCCUGAGGAUGGAAUUACUUUCGACCUUUGUAUUUGCUUUUUGCAUGAUCUUGCUCGUGAGUUUUCCACAAGGAAGAAUUGAUCCGAGUAUGGCAGGCCUUGCUGUGACAUAUGGCCUUAACUUAAAUGCACGGUUAUCACGGUGGAUACUUAGUUUUUGCAAGCUCGAGAAUAAAAUUAUUUCCAUAGAGAGGAUUUAUCAGUACAGCCAAAUUCCAAGUGAAGCUCCUUCUGUUAUUGAAAACUCCCGCGCUCCGUCUUUGUGGCCGGAACAUGGAACAAUUGAAUUGCACGAUUUAAAGGUUCGCUAUGCUGAGAAUCUUCCUGUGGUGCUUCAUGGAGUAACCUGUGCAUUUCCUGGUGGCAAAAAGAUAGGAAUUGUUGGGCGUACUGGAAGUGGUAAAUCUACUUUGAUCCAAGCAUUAUUCCGAUUGAUUGAGCCAGCUGGUGGGAGAAUCAUUAUAGACAACAUCGACAUUUCCACAAUUGGGCUCCAUGACCUACGUAGCCGUCUUGGUAUCAUACCCCAAGAUCCUACAUUAUUUGAAGGAACUAUUAGAGACAAUCUUGAUCCUCUUGAAGAGCAUUCAGAUCAUGAAAUUUGGGAGGCUCUUGAGAAGUCUCAGCUCGGAGAUAUUGUGCGUGAGAAAGACCAAAAGCUUGAUGCACCAGUUUUAGAAAAUGGAGAUAACUGGAGUGUGGGGCAGCGGCAACUUGUUUCCCUGGGCAGGGCUUUGCUCAAACAGGCAAGAAUACUUGUGCUUGAUGAAGCAACAGCAUCAGUUGAUACUGCCACCGACAAUCUCAUUCAGAAGAUCAUCCGAACAGAGUUCAUGAACUGCACAGUUUGCACUAUUGCACAUCGUAUUCCAACCGUAAUCGACAGUGAUUUUGUUUUGGUGUUAAGUGAUGGUCGAGUUGCAGAGUUUGAUACCCCGGCACAUCUCUUGGAGGAUAAAUCAUCGAUGUUUCUGAAAUUAGUAACCGAGUAUUCCUCUAGAUCAAGCGGCAUACCGGAUUUCUGA